AUCAAAUUAGCUCUCUCUCUCUCUCUCUCUAGCAGAUACACUCUCUUUCUCUCUCUAACAGAUACAUACACUCUCUCUUUCACCAAAUUCCAUAGCAGAUUUCUCUGAUUUGCUUUCCAUUCAUAUUUCAAAACCAAUCACACACAUUAAAUACUGUAAUAUGAGCAUAACCCUUUAGUGUUUAUGCUUCUAUUUCCCUUCAUUCAUCAAUGAUGUUGAAGAAAAUUCUCUAAAUUUUCUUCCAUUAACGUAAAAAUUCAAUCUUUAGAUUUUUGGUUUUGACGACAAAAAAAAAAAAAUAGAGAGAGAAAAAAAAAUGGCACCAAACACAGUUACAAAUGCAACUGACAAAGUUAAUGAUUUUACUUUGUUACAUGUUCAUGAUGAUGGUUUGGAUUCUCCAAUGUUUCAAGAGAAGCAAAAAAAAUCUACAAGUACAAAACAGUUUACAUGGGUUAUUCUCCUUAAACUUCACAAACUUCUGACAUGUUUGACAUGGUUGACCAAUGGUCUCAAAUCAACUUUUUCAUUGGUCAAAAAGAGAGUUUCAUUAUCUGAUAUUGGUGAUGAAAAUCCUAAGAACACAACAAGGUUAUAUAGAUUCAUCAAAGUGUUUCUUGUACUUUCAAUUGUUGCUUUGGUUGUUGAAAUCAUUGCUCAUUUUAAUCAAUGGAAUUUGCAUGUGAUUCAACCUUGGGAAGUUAAGAAUCUUUUGCAAUGGUUUUAUAUGGUUUGGAUUUCUUUUAGAGAAGAUUAUGUUGCUCCUUUGGUUUUGUUUGUGUCAAAAUUUUGUAUUGUUUUGUUCUUGAUUCAAUCUUUGGAUCGGCUUGUUCUUUGUCUUGGAUGCUUUUGGAUCAAGGUUAAGAAGUUGAAGCCUAUGAUUGAUGAUGAUGCUUAUGAUGUUGAGGAUCCUUUGAGCUUUCCUAUGGUUCUUGUUCAGAUUCCAAUGUGUAAUGAAAGAGAGGUUUAUUCACAAUCAAUUGGUGCUGCUUGUCAACUUGAUUGGCCAAAAGACAGAAUACUAGUUCAAGUAUUGGAUGAUUCAGAUGAUCCUAAUUUACAGAUGCUUAUCAAAGAUGAGGUUUCUUCUUGGAAAGAGAAAGGGGUCAACAUUGUUUAUAGACAUAGAUUGAUCAGAACUGGUUACAAAGCAGGGAAUCUUAAGUCAGCUAUGUCAUGUGACUAUGUCAAAAACUAUGAAUUUGUGGCAAUAUUUGAUGCAGAUUUUCAGCCAAAUCCUGAUUACCUCAUGCAAACCAUUCCACAUUUCAAGGGAAAACCUGACUUGGGACUAGUUCAAGCAAGAUGGUCAUAUGUGAACAAAGAUGAGAAUCUACUAACAAGGCUUCAAAACAUCAACUUGUGUUUUCACUUUGAGGUUGAACAACAAGUGAAUGGCUAUUUCUUGAAUUUCUUCGGAUUCAAUGGAACAGCUGGUGUUUGGAGGAUAAAGGCUUUGGAGGAAUCAGGCGGUUGGUUGGAGAGGACGACAGUUGAGGACAUGGACAUAGCUGUUAGAGCUCAUUUGAAUGGAUGGAAAUUCAUAUAUCUUAAUGAUGUUAAAGUUCUUUGCGAAUUACCUGAAUCUUAUGAAGCUUACAAGAAACAACAACAUCGUUGGCAUUCUGGUCCUAUGCAACUUUUCAGGCUAUGUCUUCCUGCUGUAUUAACUGCCAAGAUAUCAAUUUGGAAGAAGGCAAACCUAAUAUUCUUGUUCUUCUUAUUGAGGAAACUUAUACUUCCCUUCUACUCAUUCACCCUCUUCUGCAUCAUACUACCCUUAACAAUGUUCAUACCUGAAUCAGAACUACCUCUUUGGGUGAUCUGCUAUGUCCCUAUUGUCAUGUCGUUCUUAAACAUCCUUCCAUCACCAAAAUCAGUCCCUUUCCUUGUCCCUUAUCUUCUUUUUGAGAACACAAUGUCGGUUACAAAGUUCAAUGCAAUGGUUUCUGGACUAUUUCAACUAGGAAGUGCUUAUGAAUGGGUUGUGACAAAGAAAACAGGUAGAUCAUCUGAGUCCGAUUUGCUAGCAUUAGCUGAAAGAGAGUCAAAGUCUUCAAAUGAAGAUAAACCAUUGCAUAGACGACACUCAGAAUCCGGUUUGGAGUUAUUAGGCAAAAUUCAGAAAACAGAAGUGGUUUCGAAGAAGAAGAAAAACAAACUCUAUAGGAAAGAAUUAGCACUUGCUUUUCUUUUACUCACUGCUUGUGCUAGAAGUCUUUUAGCAGCACAUGGUGUUCAUUUCUAUUUCUUGCUUUUUCAAGGUUUGGCAUUCCUUGUUAUGGGUUUGGACUUGAUUGGUGAACAAGUUAGCUGAAGAAUAAGGCAUUGAAAAUGUCUUGUUUUUUUAUUACCAAUAAUUGGUGAUUCUAAUUUCAAGCCCAUAUAUCAGUUGAAAGAACUAUAUCAGCUGGCAAGAAAUGGGAUAUAGAGUAAAGUUUAUUGAUUGUAUAAUCAUAAAAUGAUAAGGAUCCAUAGAACAAGAAUGUAAUUUUUUGUAGACUUCAAAUUUGUUGGAGAGUUAUAUAAUUUAUUUGGUUUUUUUAUUUUUGUGGUUUUUCACUUAUGUAAAGUAGGAUCAAGAAAAUGUUGAUUGAACAUAACUGUAUUUACUUACUACUGUCUUUUAGAAAAGCUUGUGAAAUGAGCAACAUUUCCUUUCUGGUUGUU
This is a messenger RNA of Medicago truncatula (barrel medic), 2670 nucleotides long. Its product is annotated as xyloglucan glycosyltransferase 4. NCBI's taxonomy places the organism in Eukaryota, Viridiplantae, Streptophyta, Magnoliopsida, Fabales, Fabaceae. Gene Ontology annotation, cellular component: Golgi apparatus. Gene Ontology annotation, molecular function: glycosyltransferase activity. The record is from RefSeq and is a predicted model, not a curated record. The transcript is spliced from 4 exons. Bases 317 to 2317 code for a protein of 666 amino acids.